CAACAAAUGAAGCCUAAUUUAUGCUCAGCUUCUGUAACUUUCCCCAGAAAACAAAACUCCCCACCCACAAAAGCCUUUGCAAACACAGUGCUAUGUUUGGACUAAGCCAGGCAUUCCGCAGUGGGGUCAGGACAGAGAGCAAGUGCAGCUAUAGCAUGGCAAUUACUUCUCCCAGGUAAAGCCCAUAAACCCCAGGCUCCAGCAGCAGACUGCUCAGAGACAUGCGCCGAAGCCACUUUCCUCUGGGAGGGAAGUCGACAGGUGAGCACACAGGGAAGGUCUGUUCACUGUCACCAUUCCUAUCAGAAGGUCUAAUGCAAUAAUAAAUCUAUUUUUCUUAUCGUUUGGGUUUGUACCUCAAAGGUCUCUUUGCACUCUGAAUCUAAUGAAUAGUAGGAAAAUUGCUUUCUAGUUUAAAAAAAAAAAAGCAACAUGCCAUCUUUGUCAGGAAAAAAAUGUGUUGUCUUUGUUUGCCAGAUGUUUAACAGAGUUUUAGUAAAUACCUGCCCUUGCCUCCAUUUGCAACCACAAUGUACAAAUUGGUACUCUUUCAGAUGUGUCUUCAAAUACUCAGUGCAUUUUGCUAUGAUUUGGAAAAAUCUUGGGCUCUUUGGUUUCUUAGCAAAAUGAAAAAACUAGCACAUUAUCAGCACACUGGAACACAAGCUGCUUGUUGAUCAUUUGGCGAUAGAACUCCUUGGGUUAUAUUCACAGGUAUUCUUCUUCAGUAUUACUAUUUUGUUUUGCUCAAUUCUGUUGUGUUUUGCUCCUGAAAUAGCCAGGUCCAAGAAAGAAAUACAGUGUCCUUGUCCCUAGUCCUCAAUUUCAGGGGUAGCAGCAUCUUCACAGAGCUUCCAUUAACCUGCAAGUCUGUCCUUUCAGCUCCUUAGCAAGGCCUCCACAUCACCUCCUUUUAUCUGUGCUGCACAGUAAUUAUACUGAUUUAGGCGCUGCGGUUUUACAUUUUAGGUUUUCUGCCUGAAGGGUAUCUUUGAUGCUGAUAUUUGUCUUUCAGUGAGAACUUAUCCUUCCUUUUGCUGCUGUUCUUGCUCCUUUAUGCCUCCCUGCUCUUCUGCUCCGGAGUAACUCACCGGACUAGCUCAAAACUUUUCCUGGCACCCUGGCCAUGGGUUACCUGUUUUCUCCCCAUGUUUUCUUGAUGCCAUUCGGUGCAAAAAGCCCUGCAGGAACUUGGUGAUGAAGUGGAGUAGACAUCAAAGGCUACUGCCUCACACUCCCCCACCUCCCUCAAACCCCUUAUUUUUUUUUCUGAAGGGAAUUUUUCAGGGUCUAACAAGAAACAGAAAAUACACAAGUGCUGGUGGUUCCUGCUCCCCUGCCUUGGCUACUCUGGCUGCCUUGCUCUGAGCCCUGAACAAGAAAGUGCACAAGCAAGAAGCCCUCUCGGCCCUGGCAUCCUUAAUGAGGCCAUGCAGGACAGGAGACUGAGGUUGUCAAAGAAGGCGGGGAGGAGCCGGUCCCGUGUCCCUGCCCCAACUGCUGGCUGCCUCGUCUGGGUGCCACAGGAGGUAUUUAAAAGCCUCUAAGCUCAGCGAGGUAGCACAGACCACGCCAGCACCCGACUCGCACCGUAUGGCCCCCUCCACUCGUCACUUCCCGAGGCUUCUCGCACUCCCUUCACAGCAGUGUGCCAUUCUAAUUAAAAAAGAAAAAAGUCGGUAUCUUCUCCUUCCAAGCGCGCAGUCCUGAUUUUUGCAUGGGGAUGCAAGGAUGUGACCCGAAGAUUACAUAAUUAGAAGGCAUUUGUUAUGCUUACGUUUCAAAUCAGUGAUUAGCAUGUGACAGUCCCGUCCUGGGAAACGCCAAGCCACCAUUGCUCUCCUCUCUCUCCUCUCUUGCACACUGCUAAUUCCCAACUCUGGCAACCGCCAGCGCUGAAGGCUCUUCAACUAGCCUGGGGGUUCAGACCAGCUGACCCAUCGCAGGGCUCACAUGUGGGCAACUGUAAGCCAUGGGAUGUUCCCAGUGACCAGCCAGAACCCUCCAGAGUGAGGACAGGAGUCCCUGCAAGGACGCACACCCUAUAGCAGCCAUGGACUCAAACAAACAAGAAGGAGAGACUGAAAGUGUGCCUGUGAGUACCCCUGCAACACAGAUUUCCCAGUUGCAGGCAUUAGCCUCUGAGUUGAAGGCGGGUUUCACAGAAGCAAUGCAGGAGCUGUCGCGAAUCCAGCAUGGCGAGUACGCCCUGGAGGAGAAGGUCAAGAGCUGCCGCUGUGCCAUGGAAGAGAAAGUGGCUGAGAUGAAGAACUCCCUCAACACCUUCAAGGAGGAGCUCAGCGAUGCCAAGUCAAUGAUUGAAGAAAUCAGUGCCAAGCAGGAGGAAAUGCAACAGAAAAUUGAGCAGCUUCAGCAGGAGAAGAGGCGGGAAUCACGGAAAGUGAAAGCUAAAAGAGCACAGAAGGAUGAUCACAGCUCACAGACAGUGCCUACACCUCUCCAGGGCAGCCCAUUUCGAUCCAUUAACCUCCCAGAACCUGUGAUGAUCAAUGAAGAUUUUACAAGCCUUUUGCACAACGUGACUUAUGAAAAAGUGUCUGACACCAGGAUCAUGCCAAUAGGAGACGGAAGUGUUAAGGUCGUAGCAGGUCCAGGACCAACCCUGGAGACAGACGACAGCCUCAAGCCUUCCUUGACAACAGAUGGCCAGUCAAAGGUGCAUCUGCCAUCAACAGUAUGGAAGCAGCCCAAGGACACCAAGGACUGGGGAGACGAAUACAUCUCCAAAGAGCAACCAGAAAGAGGGAAAGACAUGGGCCAAAGCAGAUACAGCUCAGCUGACAACAUUAUAUGUGAACCCUCUUUGGCUGCCAAAAGGCAGAACAUCGCUUUGGAGCUGCUGGAGUCAGAAAGGAAAUACGUCAUCAACCUUUCCCUGAUCCUGAAGAUCAAGGCCACAUUGCAAGGGCCAGAUGUGAAAAGGAGCACCAAAGAGAGAAGUUUCUUCCCCAACUCCUUGCGGUACCUGGUCCAGCAGCACGUCGAUUUACUUCACGCUCUCCAGGAGCGAGUCCUGAGCUGGCCACGCCAAGGGAUCCUAGGAGACAUCUUCCUGAAGUUAACAAACGACGAGUUUCUUUGUUCUUUCUCCCCCCUCUGCUCUUUCCUCAUUUAUAAGAACAAUUUUCUGGACUACUAUGUUGCUUACCUGAGGGACCUGCCAGAAUGCAUCUCUCUGAUCCACGUGGUGAUCCUGAAGGAGGUAGAAGAAGAAAUCAAAUCUGAUCUCUACAUUCUGUUCUUCCAUAUAGUCCAGCGAAUCCCUGAAUACCUCAUUCACCUACAGAACGUCCUGAAGUUCACGGAGCAAGAGCAUCCUGACUAUUACCUGCUGCUGGUGUGUGUGCAGCGCCUCCGGGUUUUCAUCUCACACUACAGCCUCCUCUUCCAAUGCAACGAAGAUCUGCUUAUACAGAAGAGGAAAAAGCUGAAGAACACGACGAUGGAUUUCUCCUCCCUCAGGUCGUCCCUGGUGAAGCUGUACAAAGGACUCACCUCCCAGUGUACAAGCCAAGAGGUUUCUCCAACACCCAGCGCGACUUCUAUCCGGGACAGCGGGAUCCACUCUGAAGAGGCAAUACAGUCGUUCCCACCAGCACCUUCCUCUGGCACGCCAACCCCGCAUUUGAUGCCCCAGAUGAAGAAACCCCAGCCAACUGUCAUGGAGAACAUCCAGGCUGUAAAGCCCCCUGACUGGGAAAUGGAGAGUAGAAAACAUGAGAGGCCAGAGAAUAUCCUUGCAUCCUCUCAGCUCACGGAGCAAGAACUCAAGGCCCUGACAGCUCCCUUACAAUCCAUCCCUGAAAUGGAGUAUGAAGCACCACCUGCCGACGCUGUGGGAAACACGGAGAGAGCCAUCAGGACCUCUGUGGAGCUGCUGCAGGAUGCAAGGAACUUUGCACCAAGCUACGAAGAGUUCGACUACCCUGGAGAGGUGUUCACCCUGCCAGGCCCCUACGAAGAUGAUGCCUUCCAAAACCUCGCUCUCUUUGAGAAUUGCUCCCCAGCCUCCUCCGAGUCCAGCUUAGACAUUUGUUUCCUUAGGCCUGUUAACUUCACGUCAGAACCAGAGAGGACAGAUCAUGCCUUACAGCCGUUGCCUAAGAGCUGUACCCCCGUCAGUAGCAGUACUUACAAGCGCGAGAUGUUCCACAGCAAAGGCAAGCAGCUGAGCAGGUCUCUGAAGGAGCUGCCGAGGAGCGCCGAGGGUGUGAGCUCCAGACUCUACAGCACACGGAGCAGCAGUGGGAGCCGGCUGCAGCAGAAGCAGGAGAGGAAUGUCCAGCCUCACAUGAUCUCAGCCUCAUCCCGAAGCUCCCAAAGGAGCUACUUCCCCCCACAGAGAGGAGCGGGUGAAAAACAGAGCUUUUUGGAAGAGCUCCAUGCAGAAGACAACACCAGGUUCUGCCAGAAGGAUGACAAUGAGCAAACAUCCUUCAGCGACCACAACCCGCGGCACGAGCCCAAGGGGGGUUUCCGGAGCUCCUUCCGCAAGCUCUUCAAAAAGAAAUAAGCAGCCCCAAAAAAAAAGGCAGGCCACAGCCUAAGCGCGGCAGUGCUUCCCCAGGUCCCUGAGGGUGGAGACAGACAGCGAGGCCCCGAGAUGUCCCCCGACUAACACAGUAGGCGGAGGGGUGGGGGAGAGGAGACUGUCACAACUGCCUCACAAACGCGUUCUGCUCUUCCUAGCACAGGGGAGGGCCAGGCUAUGGGUUGGAGCAGAGCUCAGGCAGCAGGUCCAGAAAGCACAGGAACUUGCUAGCUUUUACCCCUGCCUGACUUAACUUUCCUCAGAGUUUUGGAAAGCUUGAGCCAAAUCCCAUUAUAUUCUCCUCCCCCUCAUCCCUCAACACUGCUUGAUUUGCCACACAUCUUUGCUCUUCCAAAUACAAGCCAGGCCUAAUUUGGGCUCACCCGCAACAAAGGGAUUGCCUUUGCAGCCUUGGCAUCCUGGCCUGAAGUCUGAAAUUCCCCUCUUUCCUCCGCUUUCCAAAGAAAAACCACCAUCAAAGAUGUCUUCCAGGAGGCCAGCUCACGCUACCCAGUUGGUUUGAGAAGGACUAACAAGCAACAGCUGAAGCACCUGGGCUUUGUACUGCUUCAUCAGCAUCAUCCCUUUUUUUUGGACUUGCAUCACUCCCUGAAAUCCUCCUCCACCUUUUAAUCGAUGCACUGUUGUUUCUUGAAUUGCCUCCUCCUGUAUGAAUCUCCACUCUUGCUGGAGACAGAUGACCAGGGCCUGCCACAAGAGACAAAGACUCUCCUCCAUUCUACACCUACGGUGGAUCAAUGCUGACACUGCAGCAGUCAACCAGCUCCCCAUAUGCAAUACAUCUUAAAUACUCUUUGCUAACUCUCUUUUGACCUGGCACCACCUUACAAGCCCAAGCACAUGAAGCACCCUGCUGUGGAGUAGUUCUUCUAUAAACAAUUGAGGCACUAGGGCAGGAAAGCCAAUGGUGCCCCAAGUUCAAAGUUAGAGCAUUCCUUCAUGCACAAGGAUACGCUUCUCCCCACAAAGCGGUACACAUGCCCUCCCCACAUCUCAACAUGACAAACCCUUGGCAGCACCAUUCUUUGUAGAAAACUACAGAUUUUGUCUUUUUAGACGAUACGGAGA
Messenger RNA from Cygnus olor (mute swan), 5641 nucleotides. RefSeq names its product Rho guanine nucleotide exchange factor 33 (gene ARHGEF33). Gene Ontology annotation, molecular function: guanyl-nucleotide exchange factor activity. The record is from RefSeq and is a predicted model, not a curated record. Lineage: Eukaryota; Metazoa; Chordata; Aves; Anseriformes; Anatidae. The transcript has 16 exons. The coding region runs from base 2054 to 4534 and encodes 826 amino acids.